Messenger RNA from Bactrocera oleae (olive fruit fly), 1093 nucleotides. RefSeq lists its product as uncharacterized. Gene Ontology annotation, biological process: protein insertion into mitochondrial inner membrane from matrix. Gene Ontology annotation, molecular function: ribosome binding. Gene Ontology annotation, cellular component: mitochondrial inner membrane. Lineage: Eukaryota; Metazoa; Arthropoda; Insecta; Diptera; Tephritidae. The record is from RefSeq and is a predicted model, not a curated record.
UCAAAAAAGUGAAAUUUUUAAUAAAAUAAAUAUUUGGAAAAAAAAAAUGUUAACAAAAUUCUUAGUGACUUUCGAUUGUAAUUUUUUGGCGAAACGAAUUGCAGCAAAUUUAAACUACCCCUCCAACGCCACCGUUUGGCAGCGGCCCACGCGUCGCGCUAUCCACGCUCUGCAUGCUUGGCGUCCGCCGCGUCUGAAACUAAUCGGAAAUGCCUCGACUCUUGCCAGAACUCGCAUUUGCGCCCGUUCGUACGUGAAUAAUUGGCAGAAGAAUUUCAAUCGCAACAAUGAACAACGCAAGACCAUACCAAAAUUGGUUUACUUGCAUAAUCCCUGGAAAUAUUUUGUCACAAAGUUUAAUUUGUUGAGGUUACGUUUGCUGUGGGAUCGCAGCUUCACCGAGCAGGACUUCGUACGUGGUUCGAAGCAGGCGGCCCUUGUGAUCACCGAUAUAAUACGCACUCAGAACACUGGGAAAAUUAGUCAAUUUACCACACCAGUUGGAUUUCAACAAAUCACGCGUGAUAUGUUACUGUCACGAAACGAUUCACGACUCAAAUUGGUGAAAUUCGACCCGGAACAUAUACGCAAGGCGAUACCAAUGAAAGUGGCGACACGAAAGAAUUUUGGGCGCCGGUAUUGCUUCAUUGAUAUGCUCUUUGUCGGCAUGCGAAAUACGAAGGACUUUGAUUCGCCCGAAGAGUUGGUGGAAAUAAACGAUAUUUUGCGCAAGUUGGAUCAGGACUUGCGCACACCCAUUGAGGUUACCUCGGUGCCACAUCGCAUCGUCUUUGCCGAGAUUUUCAUGCGCUUCCGACGCGACUACACACCUCAAACGGACAAUUCAUCGAAUAAUGUGAGGGAUCCGGAUUGGUCGGUGUCGUUUUACAAAAUACUCACAUUCGAUGUGCUCAACUACGAUCCGCGACCAUGAAGCUAGUCGCGAGUUAGAAGAAGUUCACUAGUGAAAGAGAAACUAGUCCGUGUUUAGAAACUCGUCGAAAUUAAAAUGUAUAUUUUAAUGAUUUUUUUUUUUUAAUUAUAUCUAAAACAAAGCCAAAAUUACAAUUAAAGUAUAAAUGUACAUAAGAAA